GUGCCCAGUGGGUUUGGUUUGGUGAAAUAGCGAGAGAGCCACUAACCCCACUUCACUGCAAAGGCACAGAAGGAAACCUCUCUACCUAUAUAAACCUACUCAUUUGGCUCCCAACAUGCCAUUACCAAUAUAGAUCUGAUCUCAUUUCUGAAUCUUGCUACUUGCUACUCUUUGUUAAACCCAAAUCUUCAGCUUUAGCUCUCUCUCAUUUCUUCUCCUCUCCAAUGGCGUACGAAGGAAUUCUAUUGGGGAUGGGCAACCCCCUCCUUGACAUCUCCGCCGUCGUCGACGACGAGUUCUUGCAAAAAUAUGACCUGCAGCUCAACAAUGCGAUUCUUGCCGAGGACAAGCACCUAUCCAUGUAUGAUGAAAUGUCUUCCAAGUAUAAUGUGGAGUACAUUGCUGGAGGUGCUACUCAAAAUUCAAUCCGGGUUGCCCAGUGGAUGCUUCAAAUACCUGGUGCAACAAGUUAUAUGGGUUCCAUAGGAAAGGACAAGUAUGGGGAAGAGAUGAAGAAGAACUCAAAACUUGCUGGUGUUAAUGUUCACUAUUAUGAGGAUGAGUCUGCACCAACCGGAACCUGUGCUGUUUGUGUUGUAGGUGGUGAAAGGUCACUUAUUGCCAAUUUGUCAGCUGCUAACUGCUACAAGUUUGAGCAUUUAAAAAGACCAGAAAAUUGGGCUUUGGUUGAGAAGGCCAAGUACUUCUAUAUUGCUGGUUUUUUUCUUACUGUAUCCCCAGACUCCAUUCAGCUUGUUGCUGAACAUGCAGCUGCAACUAACAAGGUUUUCUCAAUGAACCUUUCUGCUCCAUUUAUCUGUGAAUUUUUCAAGGAUGCUCAGGAGAAAGUUUUGCCGUAUAUGGACUUUGUUUUUGGAAAUGAGACGGAAGCUAGAACCUUUUCAAAAGUCCAUGGCUGGGAGACUGAUGAUGUCGAGCAAAUAGCUCUAAAGAUCUCCCAGUGGCCCAAAGCAUCAGGAACACACAAGAGGAUUACUGUUAUUACUCAGGGUGCAGAUCCCGUAGUUGUUGCUGAGGAUGGGAAAGUGAAAAAGUUCCCAGUCAUAAGGUUGCCCAAAGAAAAACUGGUUGAUACCAACGGAGCAGGGGAUGCGUUUGUUGGAGGUUUUCUAUCUCAGUUAGUUCAAGAGAAACCAGUCGAAGACUGUGUGAAAGCGGGCAACUAUGCCGCGAAUGUUGUCAUCCAAAGGUCUAGCUGCACCUACCCAGAGAAGCCUGAUUUCAAUUAAGCCAUUCCUUUUGUGUCUGUCUCCACUUCCUAUGUGUUAUUUAAAAUUUUGAUUGUUUAGAAGUCUAUUUCUAGUAUUCUAUCUUUGUAUUUGCUUAUUAAUUAUUAUAGUCAUUUGGAUGGACUAUGCAUCCGGAAAUUGCCCACUAAACCUAGUUAUUUGGUAUGGGAUUUUUAACCCCCAACCCUUUCUUUGAACAAGUGAGAAGAAAUUUUAUACGUUAUAUUGUGUUGAGGAAUGCUA
Molecule: messenger RNA, 1493 nt
Organism: Prunus persica (peach)
Lineage: Eukaryota; Viridiplantae; Streptophyta; Magnoliopsida; Rosales; Rosaceae
Product: adenosine kinase 2
Exons: 12
Coding region: 225-1250 (341 amino acids)
Biological process (GO): purine ribonucleoside salvage
Cellular component (GO): nucleus; cytosol
Molecular function (GO): adenosine kinase activity
Source: RefSeq, a predicted model, not a curated record